AUGGAGUCACCAUGUGGAAGGAGUUUCAUGCAGGUACUGUGUGAGAAAUACAGCCCAGAAAACUUUCCGUACAGGAGGGGGCCAGGAGCCGGUGUGCAUGUACCUGCUGGGCCUCAAGUGUCACCCAUGAAAGAUCGCUUGAAUCUCCCCAGUAUCUUGGUAUUGAACAGUUGUGGCAUUAGCCAUGCUGGAGAAGAGAAUGAAAUUGCUGCAUUUUGUUCACACGUGUCAGAAUUAGACCUGUCUGGUAACCAGCUUGACAGCUGGCAAGAGGUCAGCAAGAUAGUAUCUAAUGUGCCUCAGCUGCAGUUCUUGAAUUUGAGUUCUAACCCAUUAUACAUGUCUGUGUUGGAACGUGAGUGUGCUGGAUCAUUUUCUGGUAUUCGUAAACUGGUUCUCAAUAACUGCAAAGUUACCUGGGAAACAGUCCACAUACUGCUGUUGGAGCUACCAGACCUAGAGGAACUGUUUCUGUGCCUUAAUGACUAUGACACCAUAGUGAGUUCACCAGUUUGCUUUCGUUCGUUGAGGCUUCUUCAUAUAACAGACAACAAUCUCCAGGACUGGUCUGACAUUUGUAAAUUAGGCAUGAUGUUUCCUUGUCUUCAUACUCUUGUCCUUGCAAAUAACAAUAUAUUGAUGAUCGGGGACUCUGAGGAAUCCUUGUCACGGUUGUUUCCAAAUCUUCGGUCAAUAAGCCUUCACAAGUCAGGUCUAAGUUGCUGGGAAGACAUUGAAAAACUAAAUGCGUUACCGAAGCUAGAAGAAGUCAGGUUAUUAGGUAUUCCUCUAGUGGAGCCUUAUAGCACAGAAGAACGCCGGAAAUUAGUUAUUGCAAGAUUACCAUCUGUUUCCAAACUGAAUGGCAGCGUUGUCACAGAAGGUGAAAGAGAAGACUCAGAGAGAUUCUUCCUCCGUUACUAUAUGAAUUUCCCAAAGGAAGAUGUCCCAUUAAGAUAUCAAGAAUUGGUUACAAAGUAUGGUAAGUUGGAGCCACUUGCAGAGGUAGAUCUCCGACCACAGAACCAAGCCAGUGUUGACAUUCACUAUGAGGAAAACGUUCAAACAAUAAGUGUUCGCCUUGAUCAAACCGUUGCUGACUUCAAGAAGCAACUUAAAACUUUAGUACCAUUGUCAACAAACAAUAUGAGACUCUAUUACCUGGACCAUGAAGCUCCAUUUGGACCUGAAGAGAUGAAAUUUACCACACGAGCUUUACAUUCAUAUAAUGUUCGAGACGGAGACGACAAAUUUUAUGUAGAACCUAAGAUCAAAUGA
Molecule: messenger RNA, 1278 nt
Organism: Staurois parvus
Lineage: Eukaryota; Metazoa; Chordata; Amphibia; Anura; Ranidae
Source: the annotation of a GenBank genome assembly